CCUAGACCUCUCUUGAUAUAAAAUUGAAACUAAAAUCCCGAAAGUCACUGCUCUCUUCUUCCUCCUAAUCUCUGAGCAUUCCGAAUUUGAUCCGCUUGAAGCCAUGUCGAGGAGGAAGGUCAGGGAACCAAAGGAAGAAAAUGUAACCCUUGGACCAACUGUAAGGGAUGGAGAACAUGUUUUUGGUGUGGCUCACAUUUUUGCUUCCUUCAAUGACACAUUCAUUCAUGUGACUGAUUUGUCUGGCAGAGAGACCUUGGUUCGCAUCACUGGUGGCAUGAAGGUGAAAGCUGACAGGGAUGAGUCUUCACCAUAUGCAGCCAUGCUUGCGGCCCAAGAUGUUUCACAAAGAUGCAAGGAACUUGGAGUUACUGCUCUUCAUAUCAAGCUCCGUGCCACUGGAGGAAAUAAGACCAAGACACCUGGUCCUGGUGCCCAGUCUGCUCUCCGAGCCCUUGCUCGUUCUGGAAUGAGAAUUGGUCGCAUAGAGGAUGUUACCCCAAUCCCCACUGACAGCACUCGAAGAAAGGGUGGAAGAAGAGGGAGAAGACUGUGAGCUGGCUCUUAUUAUUUCAUCAAACUAUCCUUGCAUUUGGGUGUUUUGUUUUCUGUGGUGGUUCCUUGAAGCUUCAGCUAGAAAAUGAUUUUUUUAGUUGAAACAUUUUUGUAGUUUUGACAAUGGCUUGGUUGACUUAAGAUUUAUAUGGAGUAUUUUGUGAAAUGGAACCAUUUGACUUUAACUAGGGCAUUUACUUCCCUCUUUUUCAAUAUGGAAUCGUAUGAUUAUAAGUUAUAACUUC
Vitis riparia (riverbank grape) is the source of this 800-nucleotide messenger RNA. Its product is annotated as 40S ribosomal protein S14-like. The record is from RefSeq and is a predicted model, not a curated record. The coding region runs from base 104 to 556 and encodes 150 amino acids. Gene Ontology annotation, molecular function: mRNA 5'-UTR binding; structural constituent of ribosome; small ribosomal subunit rRNA binding. The transcript has 6 exons. Gene Ontology annotation, biological process: translation; ribosomal small subunit assembly; maturation of SSU-rRNA from tricistronic rRNA transcript (SSU-rRNA, 5.8S rRNA, LSU-rRNA). Gene Ontology annotation, cellular component: cytosolic small ribosomal subunit; ribosome. NCBI's taxonomy places the organism in Eukaryota, Viridiplantae, Streptophyta, Magnoliopsida, Vitales, Vitaceae.